GGAGUCGAGGAGGGGAAGGGUGGGGGCAGUCCCUGUGUAGUAUGGACAGUAAGAGAACAGGCAUCAAGAGGAAACACGGCACAAAAUCAAUUCCCAGACACAUCGGUGGGAACAACACAGAGUCAAGCGAGGGCGUGACCAGACACCAGAAGCACGUGACCACUAGUAACGCCGCCAGUCAGACCCAGCCGGCGAUCAUUAUGAAAGACGGGGGCCUGGACGCCGACACCCUGAUAGAGGUCAUGGCAGUUCACCCAUACAACAAAAGGGACCCCACCCGUUUCGACUCUGCCUUCCAGAAUGCUGAGUUAGACUCCAAGGGGGAUGCGAACAAGCAGGAGGUGAUUGGCGUCCUGGGCAGCGGGGACUACGGCAGGGCGAUUGCAGGGAAGAUCGCUCAGUCUGGCUACACUGUCCUUAUCGGCUCUCGUGACCCAGGCAAUCCGCAGAUACAGGAGCUGGUACGUGCCAAACCAGGAUGUCGCCUCGUCACGCAGGAGGAGGCAGCGAAGGCAGAGAUGGUAGUGGUGGCUGUUGGCGCCGACCAUUACCGCCGCCUGCCCCUUGGCCUGCUCAAGCACAAAGUGGUCAUUGACGUGGCCAACUUUACCGCCCCACCGUCCCCUCAUCAGCCAAGUAACGCCGAGAUGCUGCAGCAGCUGAUCCCGCAAGCACAAGUAGUCAAGAGUUUCAACGUGCUAUCAGCCUAUGCUCUCGAGAACAACGUGCAGCAGCAGGCUAAACAGGUGCCCGUAGCGUCGGAUUCGCCCGAGGCAAGACGCCGCGUCCUGGAACUCGUGAAGCAGAUGGGCUACUCCCCAAUCGACAAAGGGCCGCUCAAAUUUGCCCGAGACAUCGAGGCCAUUCCGUUACAGCUGAUGCCAUCGUGGAGGAAGCCGUUGAUGGUUGUUGGCAGCCUAUUUGUUUUCCACUACCUUUUGUUACUCUUCAAAUACCAGGUGUGUGGCAGCAUCCAGUCUGGGGAGUCUUGGAGGCAGAAAACACUAAAGAAUUUGGCGCUCCUCAACCUGAACCGAGCCAUCGCCAUCACUUCCCUCUGGUCCCUCACACUUUGUUAUCUUCCAGGUGUGAUAGCGGCUUACCUGCAGCUGGCCUGGGGCACCAAAUACAGGCGGUUCCCCUCGUGGCUUGACACGUGGCUCAAGAUGAGGAAGCAGAUGGGGCUCCUCAUGAUGUGGAUGGCUGCUAUACAUAUGUGCUUGGGCGUGGCCGUGUGGUCGGGAACUUACGACCCUCUGGUGUGGGAGCCGCCCUUCAUUGCAUCGGUGGACGUGCGGGUGAACAGCACCACCCUGGUCACUCAGGAGAUUCCCAUCUACAGCAACAGAAUGAGCCUGCGGGGAGAACUGUUCCUCACCUUUGGGACCUUGUCGAUGUUCAUUACCUUCCUCGUCGGAGUCUCGUCCCUGCCCUCAGUCGGAGCCACUCUCACCUGGCGGGAGUUUAACUUCGUGCAGAGCAAGCUAGGAUGGGUAGCACUGCUUACGGCCGUGAUGCACGACGGUCUGCUGGGCUGGGGCUUCUCCGCUGACGACUACGCUGUGUGUUCUCUCCCUUCUGGUGCACAGUACGCCCUCAUUUUCCCCUUGGCAACUGUGGUGCUGAAGCUGCUGCUGGUGACGCCCUGCUUGGACGGUCCCCUGCAGAAGAUACGCCGUGGUUAUGACAGGGAAAAGAGGCCGUCCGCUGUGCACCCGCUCCCGCACGUCACCUCUUACGACAUGGCCAGGAGAGGCAGAGAUGACCGCACCGGCUUAUGGCACGUUCUUCCCGUGGAGGAUCGUCCACGUGUCAUUCAUGCAUAACAAAAGCAACAACGCACCACUGCAGGGAAGAAUAAGUCCGUGUACUCACAACUCUGCCCCACAAAUGUAAACUAAUAAGUAUACUCUAUAUAUUUGGUACAAAUUAAUAAAGCUGGCCAUGAACCUUUGAA
Scylla paramamosain (green mud crab) is the source of this 1957-nucleotide messenger RNA. RefSeq names its product metalloreductase STEAP4-like. The transcript is spliced from 10 exons. Lineage: Eukaryota; Metazoa; Arthropoda; Malacostraca; Decapoda; Portunidae. Gene Ontology annotation, molecular function: ferric-chelate reductase (NADPH) activity; cupric reductase (NADH) activity. The record is from RefSeq and is a predicted model, not a curated record. Gene Ontology annotation, biological process: copper ion import. Bases 42 to 1826 code for a protein of 594 amino acids. Gene Ontology annotation, cellular component: endosome; plasma membrane.